UUAGGUUGUAAGGAGGUUAAUUUAGAUUUAUGUUUUUGGUUGAUAAAAAACACAAACAUUGCUUAUUCCCAACUCAAGUUAUUUGGGGGUAAGAAGGUUUCUUUGACAUGUCAUGAUGUUGGGAUGACGAUGGGCAUUCCACAUAGUGGAAGAAAGUUAAUUGUUGAGAAGGGAAGUGUUAAAGCUAGUCAAAUGCCGAGUUUGCAAGAUAUAGAGUCAAUGAUGGUCGGCAUCGAUGAUAUGGAGGAAUUUAAGCGGGUCUUCUUGAUUUUCGCUUGUGCAACCUUAUUGGCACCCACAUCUCAUUUGGAAGGUAGUCACUUGUUAUGGUAUACACCCCGAGAGCAGUUACUUGGGAACAUAAAUUGGGGAGAAUAUGUCUUAGAAUUUUUUAUUCAAGCUAUACAUGAACAUAGGAGGAAGGAAAGUGUUUGGAUUAAAGGGUGUUUGAUGUUUCUACAGAUAUUCUACUUUUCAAUAUCUAAUUUUCCAACCAUGUAUAUGGAACUUACCACUCCUCGCAUUGCUGCAUGGAAUGAUUUUUUGGUCAAGCAACGCAUCAAGUUGGAGUUAGAAAUGCUUGGAGGAUUUGGCAAAGUUGAGUUGGUUAGCACAUCGGCGGAGCAAGAUGAAACAGAAAAAAAUAAGGCUCCUGCAGUUGAUGACCCAGUUGACCCAGAUGAGAAUGAAGACUUUGAUGUUAUUUGUGCUCGCAUGGAGGCAACACAACGUCAAAUCACCGAUGCACAAAGUCAUCUUAAUAGUCUUAUUGCAUCAUACAACCGUGACGUGAAAGUGUUGAGGACUCGUUUCACCUCUUCACACUAUCGCACAGAUGAAGGCCAACCGUCAAAUUUUCAUGAACAUGUUAAUGAAAGUGGUGCACCAUUUUAUACAAAUAAUCCACAACAUUCACCUGUUCAUUCUGGUGGUCAAAGAAAAUCUUUUGAAGAUGACCUUGGAUGUACAAAUGAAGGGGUGUCAGAAAGACCCAACGUAGAAGAUGGUGUGUUCUUUUCAAACGAGGAUCCCCUUCACCCUGGGCCACACAAUAUGUUGGUGUUAGUGCAAUCGUGCAUGAACAACAAUGUAGAUGUAGCACCACAAGCCUCAGAAGAAAUACGACCACAAAGAGUAAAAAUGAAAGUACGUCAUCAUAGGCAACGAGCAGCUGCAUGUAAGUCACCUUUUGUACAAUUAUGUGUAUCAAAAUAUAAAAGGUUGACGGAGGAAGAGACACAUGUUGCCGACUAUGUAUUUGACGAGUCAAAUGAUCCUAGGUUAGUCCCAAAUCACACGUUUAGCAAGUAUUGUUCUUAAAAGACUAUGAUUAUGGAUUUGUCUAGAAAACAAAAAAAAUUACUCAUGUCUUGUGUUUCAUGUGAUUAAUAGUGAGAUGCUUUGUGCAUAUGGUGGCUAUGGCGUGACACGGGAACAACUUCAAUGCUUAGUAGGGGAGAGCUUCAUUGAUAUUCCGGUGAUUUCCAUGUUUUGCCGAUACAUGAAUGCAAAAGAAGAGAAUCCUUCUCGCAGACACUUUUUUAAUCCAUACUUUGGGGAAAUAUGUGGUUCAAUGAGCAAGUCUACCUCAAAAUCAACACUCAAGAAAAGAUUAGGUAGCUAUUGUGUUAAUCUUGAAUGUUGCAACCAGGCAAUGCUUGACUAUUGUAUUGAUUACAUAGAUUGAUGACAAUUUUUUAAUAAUUUCGAAUUUAUAUUUCAAAUAUUUAAGCCUUCAUUGUUGUUAUGAUGAUUGUCUGUUUUGUAGUUUUAUAUCCCCUUAUUCCAAUUUAAUGAAUGGGUCAUCAUGGUAAUCAAUUUGGAGGCUAAAAGGGUGGAUCUACUUUCAUCAUAUAAUAGCAUUCAACGUGUUCACUUUGUUAAUGAAGCUUUCAAAGUAGUUGGAUUUAUGUCGCAGUUAUUAAAAAAUUCCUUCAAAUGGAAUGAUGUGAAUAUAAAUAAUUUACAUCCACAGUAUGCAGAUAUUGUUGGCGAUCCAAAAUUAUGUCAUACUGGGAUGUAUGCUAUUCUCUAUAUGCAACAUUGGGAUGGAAGUGGUCUUAAUAGAACCAUUAAUUCUGUAAGUUGUUAAAUAUGAUGUUAUGUUUUUAUUUUCAAAUGUACAUGUUAAAUGUUACCGGGAUGUAGGGUCUAACAUAAGUUU
Messenger RNA from Vitis vinifera (wine grape), 2164 nucleotides. RefSeq lists its product as uncharacterized. The coding region runs from base 124 to 1320 and encodes 398 amino acids. The transcript is spliced from 7 exons. NCBI's taxonomy places the organism in Eukaryota, Viridiplantae, Streptophyta, Magnoliopsida, Vitales, Vitaceae. The record is from RefSeq and is a predicted model, not a curated record.